AUGGCCUGUCGCUUGCAGCAGACGAGUGCGGGGAAGUGCAUGCCUCGUCCCCACUCCAGCCUACCGUACCACCGCCGCAACCGCUAUCGCACCCUGCCCCCUGCACUCGUGCCGCUCAGGCCCAUCGACCCGCGUGGCUGUCGCGUCUUGAGUACUGUAGGCGAGAGCGCUAGCCUCGCGAUAACGUCGAGCGCCCUGGCCAGGCCUGUGGCCACUACUGAUGCGGCAUCGGCGCCCGGCUCCAAGGAAGAGCAAGGCAUCUCUAGUUACCGGUACCUGCUGGCUUAUCCAGCCAACAGCGACCCGAGUGCCGCCGUCGAUGAUGUAUAG
Messenger RNA from Pseudozyma flocculosa PF-1, 330 nucleotides. RefSeq lists its product as uncharacterized. NCBI's taxonomy places the organism in Eukaryota, Fungi, Basidiomycota, Ustilaginomycetes, Ustilaginales, Ustilaginaceae. The coding region runs from base 1 to 330 and encodes 109 amino acids. The record is from RefSeq and is a predicted model, not a curated record. The transcript has a single exon.